AUGUUGUUGUGGGACCGGCAAGACUGCAUUCCCUUGAACAGGAUUCUUUCAGAAGACGACAUUAUUGUACUCCUCACGCCCGUCGUUGUCCCUCACAACAGACUCGCAGACAAUGGCAAGGAUCCCUUUGAACCGUUGGGCCGUGCCAUCGCCUCGCGGCAUCCACUAGUCCGGCACGUUCCAUACACGAAACGAGGGGGCAUCACUAAUAUCCAUUUCGAGUUUAUCAAGAGAGCCAAAGCCAUCGUCUUCGUCGUAUCAGGGGCUCACUUGGACGACGAUGUCUCUCAAAUCGACUUGGCCGACGCUGCGCGAACAAUGGCAGACGAGCGCCCUCAGAUUGUAGUGGCGUGCUGCAACCUGCAAGCUCACAACCUUCUCAUUGACCAUUUUGCUACAAUUGUGCAGAUCGCCGGUUAUCUGCCAUCGGAACUCGAAGUUGCCGCUUCAAUCAUCUUCGGGGACGCUCGACCAACUGCGGGACACGCAGUUCCCUUACAAAACCUCGUCAUCGCGCCACAAACAUGGGCAGUCGAAGCUUGCGGCAUCGACAUGACACCCAUUCAUCAACUUUGGACAGAAUGUCUUCCGCCCAAAUAUCACCUUCCGCAGUACGCACUUGUCCUGCUCCUCCAACGAGAUGGCUUUUCCAGGCACUACGUUGUGCGGGAACCGGAGAAGAAGCAAAUCAUAGGCUUUUGCGCCACAUACACUACGUAUCCCGAUGGAGGUCAAGAUAAUCUGCUCGGUUCAUUGGCCGUCCUGAUUGUGAAAAGUUCGUAUCGCGGGAGAGGAGUUGGGCUAAGUCUUCACGACCAUGCGCUCAAACAACUGCAGAGGACACGGGGCGUCAAUCGACUGCAACUUGGCUCAGCUUUUCCGCGUCUUCUUUAUGGUGUGCCUUCAGAUUUCUUUUCGAUAGACUGGUUUUCACGUCGGGGUUGGCAGAUGAACGGCGCUCAGCCCGGUCAAGGGCUGGAGGUUUCGGAUUGGCUUCUUAGGUUUGACGAUAUGCCAGUGAAGAGCUUCUCGUCAGCUGGACUGACUUUCAGGCGAUGUGGCAUGAUCGAGUACCACCAGGUCUUGGAUAUCGUCGGCCGAGACGCGGCCCGCAAGGAUAACAUGGGGUGGUACGACCAGUACUACGUAUUGGAUGGCACGCCACACAUUGAGGAUAUCCUCCUUGGCUUGGAGGGCAACACUAUUGUGGCCAUCGCCUUGACCUACAUUCCCAACUCCGGGAGUCCAGCCGGUAAUGAUCUUCCGUGGGCAACGACCAUUGGGCCCGAUGUUGGGGGUGUAACAUGCAUUUGCAUCAUAGAUGACCAUCCUGAGAUGGUAAACAGCCGAGACUCGGUUAUCAUUAGGUUGCUCGACACGUGCGUCAAGCUGCUGGCCGAGCAAGGCAUGCGGCAGAUGUUUAUCGACGGCGUUAGGGGAGGCGAGGCUGGGUUUCGGUCCCUGGGUUUCCGGGAAUGGGCGAGAUACAAGGACGUUUGGCGGAAGGUUUGA
Colletotrichum spaethianum is the source of this 1512-nucleotide messenger RNA. RefSeq lists its product as uncharacterized. The transcript is spliced from 3 exons. Gene Ontology annotation, molecular function: acyltransferase activity, transferring groups other than amino-acyl groups. The record is from RefSeq and is a predicted model, not a curated record. Bases 1 to 1512 code for a protein of 503 amino acids. NCBI's taxonomy places the organism in Eukaryota, Fungi, Ascomycota, Sordariomycetes, Glomerellales, Glomerellaceae.